ACGAAGCGUUGCAGCAACUCACACGCGAAUAGCCGCACUCUUGGUUGUGUAUAUACAAUGUAGGACGAGGGGACGGACAAAGUGAUGUAGUUCUGAGAUCGUAGCCCAGAGCUGUGUGUGUGUGAUGUGUAAGUGGAGAUGUAGAUGAGCAGCAGUCCAAGCAAAGAUGUGAUGAUGAAGUUGUACCAGUGCAGAGAUCUGUGCAUUGAUAGUGAUGUCCAGUUGACGAGAGAGUACAGCGUGCGAUGCUGUGUGAGGGGUUUGUGUUUAUAUUCACCUGUUUAGCUUCCUUGUGUUUUACAUUGUUUUUUAGUUCAACCCUGUGUCUUCACUGUCCAGUGAGGAUUCAAAAUACAACCCAAACCCGUCUCCAGAGGACAAAGUUCACGUUCUGGUUUGUGUACUUAAUGCUAACGUAUCAGAACUUGAAGACUCAAUUCUGCAGAAGAUGAAGGAAAUCAGAGAGAGAGCCAAUGACCUGGGGAUUCCCCAAAUGGCAAUAGUCACUAAAAUUGACGAGGUCUGUAAGGAAAUUAAAAAGGAUGUGAAAAACGUAUACAGGAGCAAACACCUGCAGAAAAAGAUGAAGGACUUCAGUGCGUCAGUGGGAAUCCCAUUGAACUGCAUCUUCCCUGUGAAGAACUACAGCGAGGAGAUCAGCCCCAAUGAUGACGUGGACACCUUGAUCCUGAGCGCCCUGAGACAGGUGAUCGACUCCGGAGACGACUUCAUUGACAAAUUUAAAAAGUAAUAAUCUGCUGUGGUUUCACUUUGUGACUGAUAGCUCUCAUGCUAAUGUGUUGUUGAAGAUUUUUCUAUUGAAUCUAACAUGCAAUGUUUUUGAAUUGAUUAUAAACAAAAUGUAAAAAGUAAAAAAACAGACAUUACCCCACAUGUACUCCAACAUUCACUUACUUCAUACUGGUUUCUGUCAGGAACAACUCAUAAUUCAUCGGAUAUCGAUACCGUCAUGGUUUUAUAAUGUUGGCAUAAAAUUGGUCAAGUAUCCAAGUAUUAUCUAGUGCAUAU
Molecule: messenger RNA, 1029 nt
Organism: Cottoperca gobio
Lineage: Eukaryota; Metazoa; Chordata; Actinopteri; Perciformes; Bovichtidae
Product: interferon-induced protein 44-like
Exons: 3
Coding region: 449-751 (100 amino acids)
Biological process (GO): immune response
Source: RefSeq, a predicted model, not a curated record